AUGCGGGCUCUUCAGCCGACCGCUCUGAUCGCACUAUGCAUCACAGGCAUCCAUGCGCAACUUCUCGGCCCUGUAUACCCAGCACCCCGAGACCUCAGCUCCAAAGAAAGCCAUGUCUCUUCCAGCUGGCGCAAUGUCACCGCCACCUUGGACAAAAUCCUAUCCAGCAAGCUGAAUGCCACAGCAGCCCAGUCGACUCUAUUGAAAGAUCUGACCUUCUCCGUGGGCAUGUUCUCUGUCCACGACAGUGAAGCGUCCACCUUGCAAUACCACCAUACCAGCCCGGAAGUCGCCAACUCCACUGCCGGCGUGAGCAAAGUAGACGGGGACAGCAUCUACGGCAUCGCCAGCGGCACCAAGGCAUUCACCGUCCUCGCCGGCCUCCUCGAACUCGACCCUCAAGACUGGAACCGUCCGCUGACAGACAUCUUCCCCGCGUUCGCCGACUACAUCCACGACAAGGAACAUACGGACCCUGCGCGGAAUGUCCAGUGGGACAAGAUCACGCUCAGCGCCAUCGCCGCCCAGAUUGGAGGAGUCCCUCGUGGAACCAUCCCCUUCACUCCAGGCGACAUCCUGCUCAACUACCUCGUCGCCCAAAGCACCGGCACUCUCACGCCAAAGACCGAUCCGGCCACCUACGGCCUCCCACCGGUCAAUGCCUCCGAUCCUUCUAUCAUCCCUCCAUGUGCCAGCGACGGCCACUGCACGGGAGAUGAAUUCGCCGAAGCCAUGGCGGACGAAUACCCCGUCUUCCAGCCCUGGGCUAGCCCAGCCUACGCCAACAACGGGUUCAUCCUCCUCGGCCAAGCGAUCGCCAACCUGACAGGCAAGCCCCUCGCCCAGAUCUACCAGGAGAGCAUCUUUGACCCGCUGGGGAUGUCCUCGUCGCGGGCCUCUCCGCCCCCCGAGUCCGACUACCCCCGCUACGUCAUCGCAGGCGACCCAGCAGCCUCCAUCGCAAACGACCCCGGCAUCGCCGUCUCCUCCGGCGGUCUGUUCAGCUCCACGAACGACUAUGCCAAGUUCGGCGUCGCCGUGCUCAACUCGACUCUCCUUCCUGAAGAACAGACCCGGCGCUGGAUGAAGCCCGUGAGCCACACGGCACAUCUGCGGUACUCCGUUGGCGCGCCGUGGGAGAUCUACCGCUACACGCAUGCUUCUGGCGCCGUCACCGAUAUUUAUACCAAAUCGGGUGACUCGGGCUUCUACAGCAGCUACAUUGUUCUUCUGCCGGACUUCGACGCCGGGUUCAGCGUCAUCAGCUGCAGCUCCAAGACCUCCCGGUCCGCGGGGACUGCCCUCGUCGCCGAUAUCGUGUCCGAGAUGGUGCUUCCUGCGCUGAUGGACGAGGCAGCACGCGAAGCGCAGCGUGGUUUUGCGGGAACGUACGUUUCCACGCAGGCGGGACUCAACUCGUCCAUCACCUUGUCCGUGCAGAACGCGCCAUCGGCGGCACCGGGUCUGGCGCUUACCUCCUGGAUCAGUAAUGGGACCGAUGUAUUGCCUCUCCUGCCUAGCUUUGGACUCUCCGCCAAGGCGCGGUUCGUUCCAACGAUCCCGCUCUCCGUCUCCGUCGAUAGAGGGUCAUGCGUCAGCGAUGUGCAGCCUGCCCGAGAGAUGGGGAUAGAUGGAGAUAUCGGACAUACGGUCAGCGUGACAUAUAUAACCCCUCACCACGCACGUAGACUCUCUCCCCAACAUCCCUCCCAUCAUUUAUUGAUCAUUAAAUCCACCAUGAAAUACGUCCAACUCGGCAACACGGGCCUCCGCGUCUCGCGCAUCUGCGUCGGCUGCAUGAGCUACGGCGAGCCCGGCAAGCAAUUCACCUGGUCGCUGCCGGCCGCGGAAGCGCUGCCCGUGCUCGACCACUGCUACCGGCAGGGGCUCAACUUCUUCGACACGGCCAACAUCUACUCGAACGGCGACUCGGAGGUGAUCCUCGGGCGCGCGAUCAAAGAGUACAACUGGCGGCGGGAGAGCCUGGUCAUCGCGACGAAGGUGUUCGCGCCGGUCGCGCGCGACGGCGACAACCCGAUGGCCAUGAGCGAGGACGCGCGCGACAACGCCGGCUACGUCAACCAGUACGGGCUGAGCCGGAAGCACAUCUUCGAGAGCGUGGAGGCCAGCCUGCGCCGGCUGGACCUGCCGUACGUCGACCUGCUGCAGAUCCACCGGUUCGACCCGCACACGCCGGCCAAGGAGACCAUGGAGGCGCUGCACGACGUCGUCAAGGCCGGCAAGGUGCGCUACAUCGGGGCGUCGUCGAUGUUUGCGCACCAGCUGCUCGAGUACCAGUACACGGCCCGGCUGCAUGGCUGGACGGAGUUUGUGUCCAUGCAGAACCUGUAUAAUGCGGUCUACCGCGAGGAGGAGCGCGAGAUGUUCCCGGCGUGCGCGAAGUUCGGCAUGGGCAGCAUCCCGUGGAGUCCGGUGGCGAUGGGGUUCCUGGCGCGGCCGUGGCGGGCGUUUGCGGACACGGCGCGUGGUGAUGCGCUGGGGCAGGGCAUGAUGGGGCAUAAGUUUACGGAGACGGAUCGCAGGAUUAGUGAGAGGGUCGAGGAGAUUGCGGGCAAGCGGGGGGUGUCGAUGGCGACGGUGGCGCUGGCGUGGUGCUUGUCCAAGCCUUUCAUUACUGCGCCCAUUGUGGGCAUGAGUAAGAUUGAGCGUGUGGAUGAGGCUAUCCAGGCGAUUGAUUUUGAGCUCUCGGAAAAGGAGAUUCAGAGUAUUGAUGAGUUGUAUGAGCCGAAGGGGAUUAUUGGGCAUAAGUAG
Molecule: messenger RNA, 2772 nt
Organism: Aspergillus terreus NIH2624
Lineage: Eukaryota; Fungi; Ascomycota; Eurotiomycetes; Eurotiales; Aspergillaceae
Exons: 3
Coding region: 1-2772 (923 amino acids)
Source: RefSeq, a predicted model, not a curated record